AUGGGUGGAUUAAGCUUUGACAAUUAUCAAAGAAAUCAAUUCUUGUCAACGAAAGGAUUUGGCACACCAAAGGCUACAUCAACAGGUACUACCAUUGUUGGAUGUAAGUUUAAAGGAGGAGUAGUUAUAGCGGCAGAUACUAGAGCUACUGCUGGACCAAUAGUGGCUGAUAAAAACUGCGAGAAAUUGCACAGAUUGGCCCCCAGAAUCUGGUGUGCUGGUGCCGGUACUGCUGCCGACACCGAAAUGGUCACACAAUUGAUAGCUUCUAACCUAGAAUUACACUCGCUCUCACAGAACAGAAAACCGAGAGUUAUAACAGCAUUGACGAUGUUGAAACAGCAUUUAUUUAAAUAUCAAGGGCAUUUAGGUGCAUACUUAAUUGUUGCAGGGGUUGACCCAACUGGAGCUCAUUUGUUAUCGUGCCAAGCCCAUGGAUCAACAGAUGUUGGUCAGUAUCUUUCUUUGGGCUCUGGUUCUUUGGCGGCAAUGGCAGUCUUGGAGACUAAUUGGGAACCUGAUUUAAGCAAAGAACAAGCUAUAAAAUUAUGCGCUAAUGCUAUUGAGCUGGGUAUUUGGAAUGAUUUAGGUUCUGGUUCUAACGUUGAUAUCUGUGUUAUGGAAGUUGGCAAAGAUGCUGAGCUACUUAGAAACUAUUUGACUCCAAAUGUGAGGUCGGAGAAGGCUAAAUCAUACAAGUUCGCCAGAGGAACUACAGCAGUCUUAAAAGAAAGUAUACGCGAUUUAGUUCAUGUCGAAGAGCAAGUUAUUACCUUUAAUACUGGGUUGGAUGCUAUGGAGGUGGAUGCUUAG
Priceomyces carsonii is the source of this 813-nucleotide messenger RNA. It is a transcript of the gene PUP1, whose product is annotated as proteasome core particle subunit beta 2. The coding region runs from base 1 to 813 and encodes 270 amino acids. Gene Ontology annotation, molecular function: threonine-type endopeptidase activity. The transcript has a single exon. Gene Ontology annotation, cellular component: proteasome core complex. NCBI's taxonomy places the organism in Eukaryota, Fungi, Ascomycota, Pichiomycetes, Serinales, Debaryomycetaceae. The record is from RefSeq and is a predicted model, not a curated record.